AGAACAGCUGCUCCUAGACACCAUUCCCUGGACCCUCUGCUGCCAGAGUCAGGCUGGGCCUUUGUCCCUGUGUUACCUGGGAGAGCGGGCACCUGUGGUGCCUGGUCCCCACCUCCUUCCCCGUGAAUAUUAUGGAAUAUCUCAAGGGGCAGGAGCUGCAAACACUGGGGAGUGGAGCCUGGGACAAUCCUGCCUACAGCAGCCCCCCUUCCCCAAAUGGGACCCUGAGCAUCUGCACUGUCUCCAGUGGGGCGCUCCCCCAGCCUCAACCCAAGAAGCCUGAAGACAGACCCCAGAGAGCCCUGAUGUCCAGCUGCUGCUUCCACAUCUGUCACAGCAUUAGAGGACUCUGGGGAGCAACCCUGACUGAGAAUACAGCUGAGAACAGAGAACUCUAUGUCAAGACCACCCUGAGGGAGCUUGUGGUGUACAUCGCGUUCCUCGUGGAUGUCUGUCUGUUGACCUACGGAAUGACAAGCGCUAGUGCCUACUACUACACCAAAGUGAUGUCUGAGCUGUUCCUACAUACCCCAUCAGACUCUGGGGUCUCCUUCCGGACCAUCAGCAGCAUGGCAGACUUCUGGGAUUUUGCUCAGGGCCCACUCCUGGACAGUUUGUACUGGACAAAGUGGUACAACAAUCAGAGCCUGGGUCGUGGCUCCCCCUCCUUCAUCUACUAUGAGAACCUGCUGCUGGGAGCCCCGAGGUUGCGGCAGCUGCGGGUGCGCAACGACUCCUGUGUGGUUCACGAGGACUUCCGUGAGGACAUUUUGAACUGCUACGAUGUCUACUCUCCGGACAAGGAAGAUCAGCUCCCUUUUGGGUCUCUCAAUGGCACAGCGUGGACAUACCAUUCACAGAGUGAGCUGGGGGGCUCCUCUCACUGGGCCAGGCUUACAAGCUACAGUGGGGGUGGCUACUACUUGGACCUUCCAGGAUCCCGACAAGCCAGUGCAGAGGCCCUCCAAGGCCUUCAGGAGGGACUAUGGCUAGACAGGGGCACUCGGGUGGUCUUCAUUGACUUCUCUGUCUACAAUGCCAACAUCAACCUUUUCUGUAUUCUGAGACUGGUGGUAGAGUUCCCAGCCACAGGAGGGGCCAUCCCGUCCUGGCAAAUCCGCACAGUUAAGCUGAUCCGCUACGUGAGUAACUGGGACUUCUUCAUCGUGGGCUGUGAGGUCAUCUUCUGUGUCUUCAUCUUCUACUAUGUGGUGGAGGAAAUCCUGGAAAUCCACCUGCAUCGGCUUCACUACCUCAGCAGCAUCUGGAACAUUCUGGACCUUCUGAUCAUCUUGCUCUCCGUUGUGGCCGUGGGUUUCCACAUAUUCCGAACCUUGGAAGUAAACCGACUGAUGGGAAAGCUCCUGCAGCAGCCAGACACUUACGCAGACUUUGAGUUCCUGGCCUUCUGGCAGACACAGUACAACAAUAUGAAUGCAGUCAACGUUUUCUUUGCCUGGAUCAAGAUCUUCAAGUACAUCAGCUUCAACAAAACCAUGACCCAGCUCUCCUCCACACUGGCUCGCUGCGCCAAGGACAUCCUGGGCUUCGCUGUCAUGUUCUUCAUCGUCUUCUUCGCCUAUGCCCAGCUUGGCUACCUGAUUUUUGGGACCCAAGUGGAGAACUUUAGUACUUUCGUCAACUGCAUUUUCACUCAGUUCCGGAUAAUCCUUGGGGAUUUUGACUACAAUGCCAUCAACAAUGCCAACCGAAUCCUGGGUCCUGUGUACUUCGUCACCUAUGUCUUCUUCGUCUUCUUCGUGCUCCUGAACAUGUUCCUGGCCAUCAUCAAUGACACAUACUCAGAGGUCAAGGAGGAGCUGGCUGGCCAGAAGGAUGAGUUACAGCUUUCUGACCUCCUGAAACAGAGCUACAAGAAGACCCUACUAAGGCUGCGCCUGAGGAAGGAACGGGUUUCAGAUGUGCAGAAGGUCCUGAAGGGUGGGGAACCGGAGAUCCAGUUUGAAGAUUUCACCAACACUUUGAGGGAACUGGGGCAUGCAGAGCAUGAGAUAUCUGAGCUCACGGCUGCCUUCACCAAGUUUGAUCAGGAUGGGAAUCAGGUUCUGGAUGAGAAGGAGCAGGCACAGAUGGGACAAGAUCUGGAAGAGGAGAGGGUGGCCCUCAGUGCUGAGAUUGAGAACCUAGGCCAGUCCAUUGGAUAUAGCCCAGCAGGUGAAUUGGGCACAGAAGCUACGAGAGGAGGAUGCUGGGUUUCUGGAGAAGAAUUUUACAAGCUCACAAGGAGAGUUCUGCAGGUGGAGAGUGUUCUGGAAGGAAUUGUGUCCCGGGUUGAUGCUGUGGGUUCAAAGCUGAAAAUGCUGGAGGGGAAAGGGGACCUGGCUCCCUCCCCAGGAAUGGAGGAGCUAGCUGUUUGGAAGAACCUAUAACCAGUCCUAGUUGUCAUUUCAACCCCCUUGGGAGUCCAGGGUGGGCAGGAGAAUGAGUUUCCCUGUAAGAGAGGAAAGGAAGCCCUGGGGGAAAGUAGACUCUUGUGUGGUGAGAUUCCAACAGAGGAGUUAAGAGGGACACCCUCAAAGGUGAAGUCAAUGCAGGCUCUGCUGGAGGACCCCACCCUCCGAUUCUGAUGUUCCACUGAACACAUAGAACCAACCAAGAGGACUUCAAACCUGGAAACAGAACCCAAAGGGAAUCAGGGAAGGAAGUGAUGUCAGGGUUCAGGGAAGGAAGUGACGUCAGGGUUCGUUGAUCUUUGGACUAAUAUUAUGUGGUGGUCUCUGACUCUGUUCAUCAUAGGACAACAUGGGGUUCCAAGGUGACUAUCAAUAAAAUCCUUUAGAGAACA
Messenger RNA from Peromyscus californicus insignis, 2806 nucleotides. It is a transcript of the gene Pkd2l1, whose product is annotated as polycystin 2 like 1, transient receptor potential cation channel. Gene Ontology annotation, cellular component: membrane. The transcript is spliced from 16 exons. Gene Ontology annotation, biological process: potassium ion transmembrane transport; detection of mechanical stimulus. Gene Ontology annotation, molecular function: sodium channel activity; calcium ion binding; calcium-activated potassium channel activity. The record is from RefSeq and is a predicted model, not a curated record. Lineage: Eukaryota; Metazoa; Chordata; Mammalia; Rodentia; Cricetidae.